This is a messenger RNA of Cyprinus carpio (common carp), 847 nucleotides long. RefSeq names its product protein FAM177A-like. Lineage: Eukaryota; Metazoa; Chordata; Actinopteri; Cypriniformes; Cyprinidae. The record is from RefSeq and is a predicted model, not a curated record.
CGCCCAGAGGCCGCUGCAUCAGUGGCUCCGCCCGUCAGGUUGAUGCUGUAGUGCUGGAAACUAAAGCGGAGUUUGUGCACAAUAACGAUGGCAGAAAUAUCGCUUUAUCUAUCCAGCGUCAGUAUAACUGUGGCACAUGAUAUGGACCCUGAGAAGAGCUCUGGAAAAGAGAAGGGAUAUGAGUGUGUGGAGCUUGGUGAUCUGGACAGAAGAGAGAAAACCCCACGCCGCAUUAUUCACUUCUCGAGCGGGGAGACCAUGGAAGAAUACAGCACAGAUGAGGAGGAGGAAGACACAACACAGAACACAAAGAAAGACCUUCUUUCCUCCAUAGACACUUCCAAGCUGACCUGGGGCCCGUAUGUCUGGUUUCAGAUGUGGAGAGCAGCUACAUCCACUAUAUCUGCUUGUGAUUUAAUCGGUGAGCGAAUGGCAUCGCUUUUUGGCAUCACCUCAGCUAAAUAUCAGUAUGCCAUAGAUGAAUACAGCCGGUCAAAGAGGGAGAAGGAGGAGAGAGAUGAAGAUACGCGGCUCUCUGAAGAGGCAGAGCCCCUGUUUGAAGAGCAGCAGAAUGAUAAAGAUGAGGAUCCCAAGACCAACCAGCCUGACAACAACAGCAUUCAAGUACAGAUGAGCAAUGAGCUGGACCUUCACCCUUCUUUUGUACCCAACACCAUUCACAUCCCAGCUCUUGUUACUAGUACUUAACUGCAAAUAUAUUUUGACAUAUAAUUGUGGUUUAAACACUAGCCACUAUUCUUUAAAGCACUUAAAGGGAUACUCCACCCCAAAAUGAAAUUUUUGUCAUUAAUCACUUACCCCCAAGUCAUUCCAAACUCAUAAAAGC